This is a messenger RNA of Photinus pyralis (common eastern firefly), 679 nucleotides long. RefSeq names its product Golgi-associated plant pathogenesis-related protein 1-like. The record is from RefSeq and is a predicted model, not a curated record. The coding region runs from base 26 to 565 and encodes 179 amino acids. The transcript is spliced from 3 exons. NCBI's taxonomy places the organism in Eukaryota, Metazoa, Arthropoda, Insecta, Coleoptera, Lampyridae. Gene Ontology annotation, cellular component: extracellular region.
CUUGUAGUAAGCCGAAAUCUCUAACAUGCUUAUUAAGCUUUUACUUUUCGUCUUGUGCGCGGUAUUUGUGCUUAAGGGGGUCGAGUCAGCAGAACUCCAACAAAGGGCUGUGGAUAUAAAUGACUUCAGAAAACUAGCUUUGGAACGUCACAACUACCACAGAAGACGCCAUGGUUGUGCAGACUUGAUACUAAAUGACACGAUUUCGGCUCACGCGCAGGAUUGGGCCAACCAAAUAUCGUUGGGAGAAGGUCUCCCGCAUCGUCCAAACAAUCCUUACGGAGAAAACUUGUUCGCCGCGUGGGCGAGCUGGACAGAUUACGAUAUAACCGGGGACGUUGCUGUUAACAGUUGGUACUCCGAAAUUCACAAGUACGUAUUCGGCGAAGCUACACCGCACAACUUCAACGACGUUGGACAUUUCACACAACUCAUUUGGAAAAACUCAAAGCAACUCGGAGUUGGUAAGGUAGCUAAGAAUGGAAAGGUAUGGGUCGUGGCCAAUUAUGAUCCUCCGGGAAAUUAUGGAGGAGAAUAUGUGGAAAAUGUUCCAAAACCCUUGUAGAACAAUAUUCAUUACUGUCUCUAGGUGACGGAUUUAUUAGAUAUUGUAAUAAUAAUUAAACUUUCAAAUGUGUAUUGUAGAUUAUAGCAAUAAAUAAAAUCUUUAUCCUCGUCA